Messenger RNA from Rhinolophus ferrumequinum (greater horseshoe bat), 8685 nucleotides. It is a transcript of the gene KIF21B, whose product is annotated as kinesin family member 21B. Gene Ontology annotation, biological process: mitotic spindle organization; microtubule-based movement. The coding region runs from base 275 to 5143 and encodes 1622 amino acids. The transcript has 35 exons. NCBI's taxonomy places the organism in Eukaryota, Metazoa, Chordata, Mammalia, Chiroptera, Rhinolophidae. The record is from RefSeq and is a predicted model, not a curated record. Gene Ontology annotation, molecular function: microtubule motor activity; microtubule binding; ATP binding.
CGCGCGGGUGGGAGGUGUGCGCGCUGGUACCGUGCUGUCCGCUCGCUGUCAUCCAGCUCCCGCUGCCGCCCGAUGGCGCGAGGGGGCGCGCGGGCCCAGCCCCAGGGAGCCACCCCCGGCCGCGGGUGACCCUCCUCCUGCGCCCGCGAGCAUGUCACCUCCAGCCACCGCGGCCCCCUCCGUUUGCAGCGCCCGCGCCUCCCGCCGCCGCCUGGGGCACUGGCCCCCAGACCCUCGCCCCUGAUCCACGCCCAGAGCCUGGCGCCAGAGGGCCAUGGCCGGCCAGGGGGACUGCUGUGUCAAGGUGGCCGUCAGGAUCCGGCCACAGCUGUCAAAGGAGAAGAUUGAGGGCUGUCACAUCUGUACGUCUGUCACGCCGGGGGAGCCCCAGGUGCUUCUGGGGAAGGACAAGGCGUUCACCUACGACUUUGUCUUCGACCUGGACACCUGGCAGGAGCAGAUCUACACGAGCUGUGUGAGCAGGCUCAUCGAGGGCUGCUUCCAGGGCUACAAUGCCACCGUGCUGGCCUAUGGGCAGACGGGGGCCGGGAAGACGUACACCAUGGGCACCGGCUUCGACACGGCGAUGGCUGAGGAGGAGCAGGGCAUCAUCCCGAGGGCCAUCGCCCACCUCUUCGGGGGCAUCGCCGAGCGCAAGCGGCAGGCGCAAGAGCAGGGAGUGCCUGGGCCUGAGUUCAAAGUCAGCGCGCAGUUCCUGGAGCUGUACAACGAGGAGAUCCUGGACCUGUUUGACAGCACCCGUGACCCCGACGCCCGCCACCGCAGGUCCAACAUUAAGAUCCACGAGGAUGCCAAUGGUGGCAUCUAUACCACAGGCGUCACGUCCCGCCUCAUCAGCUCCCAGGAGGAGCUGGUGCAGUGCCUGAGGCAGGGGGCCCUGUCGCGCACCACGGCCAGCACACAGAUGAAUGUGCAGAGCUCCCGCUCCCACGCCAUCUUCACCAUUCACCUGUGCCAGAUGCGCCUGUGCACCCAGCCCGAGUUGGUGAAUGAGGCGGUGCCGGGACUUCCUGAGGGCACGGCUCCCACGCGGGAGUAUGAGACGCUCACGGCCAAGUUUCACUUUGUGGACCUGGCCGGCUCCGAGCGGCUGAAGCGGACGGGGGCCACCGGCGAGCGGGCCAAGGAGGGCAUCUCCAUCAACUGUGGCCUGCUGGCUUUGGGCAACGUGAUCAGCGCCUUGGGGGACCAAAGCAAGAAGGUGGUACACGUGCCCUACCGGGACUCCAAGCUGACUCGGCUCCUCCAGGACUCACUGGGGGGCAACAGCCAGACCAUCAUGAUCGCCUGCGUGAGCCCCUCCGAUCGGGAUUUCAUGGAGACGCUCAACACCCUCAAAUACGCCAACCGGGCACGCAACAUCAAGAACAAGCUGGUGGUGAACCAGGACAAAACGAGCCAGCAGAUCAGUGCUCUGCGGGCUGAGAUUGCACGCCUGCAGAUGGAGCUGAUGGAGUACAAGGCGGGCAAGAGGGUGACUGGGGAGGAUGGCAGUGAGGGCUACAGUGACCUGUUCCGGGAGAACGCCAUGCUGCAGAAGGAGAACGGGGCCCUGCGCCUGCGAGUAAAGGCCAUGCAGGAGGCCAUCGAUGCCAUCAACAGUCGCGUCACCCAUCUCAUGAGCCAGGAGGCCAACCUGCUGCUGGCCAAGGCCGGUGACGGCAACGAGGCCAUCGGCACGCUGAUCCACAGCUACAUCCGGGAAAUAGAGGAGCUACGGACAAAGCUCCUGGAGAGUGAGGCCAUGAAUGAGUCCCUGCGUCGCAGCCUGUCCCGGGCCUCGGCGCGGGGCCCCUACUCCCUGGGGGCGUCUCCGAUGGCCUUCGGGGGCAGCCCAGCCAGCUCCAUGGAGGACGCCUCCGAGGUGAUCCGCAGGGCCAAGCAGGACCUGGAGAGGCUCAAGAAGAAGGAGGUCAGGCAGCGGAGGAAGAGCCCAGAGAAGGAGGCCUUCAAAAAGAGGGCAAAACUCCAACAGGAAAACAGUGAAGAGACUGAUGAGAAUGAUGACAACGAGGCGGAGGAGGAGGAGGAAGACCAAGACGAGAGUGGCUGUGAGGAAGAGGAGGGCCGUGAGGACGAGGAUGAGGACUCGGGCAGCGAGGAGAGCCUGGUGGGCUCGGACUCAGACCCCGAGGAGAAAGAGGUGAACUUCCAGGCCGACCUGGCUGACCUGACGUGUGAAAUCGAGAUCAAGCAGAAGCUGAUCGACGAGCUGGAGAACAGCCAGCGGCGGCUGCAGACGCUCAAGCACCAGUACGAGGAGAAGCUGAUUCUGCUGCAGAAUAAGAUCCGUGACACGCAGCUGGAGCGAGACCGCGUGCUACAGAACCUCAGCACCAUGGAGUGCUACACGGAGGAAAAGGCCAACAAGAUCAAGGCUGACUAUGAGAAGAGGCUGCGCGAGAUGCAUCGCGACCUGCAGAAGCUGCAGGCCGCGCAGAAGGAGCAUGCGCGGCUGCUCAAGAACCAGUCGCGCUACGAGAGGGAGCUGAAGAAGCUGCAGGCCGAGGUGGCCGAGAUGAAGAAGGCCAAGGUGGCCCUGAUGAAGCAGAUGCGUGAGGAGCAGCAACGGCGACGGCUGGUGGAGACCAAGAGGAACCGGGAGAUCGCACAGCUGAAGAAGGAGCAGCGGCGACAGGAGUUCCAGAUCCGAGCUCUGGAGUCCCAGAAACGGCAGCAGGAACUGGUCCUGAGGAGGAAGACCCAGGAGGUUUCUGCACUGAGGCGUCUGGCCAAGCCCAUGUCUGAACGGGUGGCAGGGCGUGUGGGAGUGAAGCCAUCCAUGCUGGACUCAGGGGCUGAGGUGUCGGCCAGCACCACAUCGUCAGAGGCAGAGUCGGGGGCCCGCUCAGUCUCUAGCAUCGUGCACCAAUGGAACCGCAAAAUCAACCAUUUCUUGGGGGACCACCCCACGUCCACUGUCCAUGGCACCCGCCCUGCCAGAAAGAAGUUCCAGAAGAAGGGGGCCAGCCAGAGCUUCAGUAAGGCCGCGCGGCUCAAGUGGCAGUCCCUGGAGAGGAGGGUCAUUGACAUCGUCAUGCAGAGAAUGACCAUUGUCAACCUCGAGGCCGACAUGGAGCGGCUCAUCAAGAAAAGGGAGGAGCUGUUCAUCCUGCAGGAGGCGCUGCGCAGGAAGCGGGAGCGGCUGCAGGCGGAGAGCCCGGAGGAGGAAAAGGGGCUGCAGGAGCUGGCGGAGGAGAUGGAGGUGCUGGCCGCCAACAUUGACUACAUCAACGACAGCAUCUCCGACUGCCAGGCCACCAUCGUGCAGCUGGAGGAGACCAAGGAGGAGCUGGACUCCACAGACACGUCAGUGGUCAUCAGCUCCUGCUCCCUGGCUGAAGCCCGCCUCCUGUUGGACAACUUCCUCAAGGCGUCCAUCGACAAGGGGCUGCAGGUGGCACAGAAAGAGGCACAGAUCCGGCUGCUGGAGGGACGGCUGAGGCAGACGGACAUAGCGGGCUCCUCCCAGAACCACGUGCUCCUGGACGCCCUGCGUGAAAAGGCCGAGGCAUGCCCCGAGCUGCAGGCCCUCAUCCACAACGUGCAGCAGGAGAACGGCUACGCCAGCACGGAUGAGGAGGUCUCAGAGUUCUCUGAGGGGAGCUUCUCCCAGUCAUUCGCCAUGAAAGGCUCCACCAGCCACGAUGAUUUCAAGUUCAAGGGGGAGCCCAAGCUGUCUGCCCAGAUGAAGGCUGUGUCGGCCGAGUGCCUGGGUCCCCCGCUGGACGUGUCCACCAAGAACAUCACCAAGUCCCUGGCCUCCUUGGUGGAGAUCAAAGAGGACGGGGUGGGCUUCUCCAUCCGAGACCCCUACUACCGGGACAAGGUCUCACGCACCAUCAGCCUGCCCACCAGAGGGAGCACUUUCCCCCGGCAGUCUCGAGGCACUGACACACCGCUGACCCGCAGGAAGUCGUACGACCGGGGACAGCCUGCUAGGUCCACAGACGUGGGAUUCACGCCCCCCUCGUCCCCUCCCACUCGGCCACGCAACGAUCGGAACGUCUUCUCCCGUCUCACCAGCAACCAGAGCCAAGGGUCAGCGCUGGACAAGUCUGACGACAGCGACUCCUCUUUGUCCGAGGUCCUGAGGGGCGUCAUCACGCCUGUCGGAGGAGCCAAGGGAGCACGGACGGCCCCUCUGCAGUGCGUCUCCAUGGCCGAGGGCCACACCAAGCCCAUCCUGUGCCUGGACGCCACAGACGAGCUGCUAUUCACAGGGUCCAAAGACCGAAGCUGUAAGAUGUGGAACUUGGUCACCGGGCAGGAGAUCGCGGCUCUCAAGGGCCACCCUAACAACGUGGUCUCCAUCAAGUACUGCAGCCACUCGGGCCUCGUGUUCUCCGUGUCCACCUCCUACAUCAAGGUGUGGGACAUCCGGGACUCAGCCAAGUGCAUUCGGACCCUCACUUCCUCGGGCCAGGUGAUUUCAGGAGACGCCUGUGUGGCCACAUCCACCCGCGCCAUCACCAGUGCUCAGGGGGAACACCAAAUCAACCAGAUCGCCCUCAGCCCCUCGGGCAGCAUGCUGUACGCCGCCUCAGGCAAUGCCGUCCGCAUCUGGGAGCUUAGCAGGUUCCAGCCUAUUGGCAAGCUCACCGGACACAUUGGCCCCGUGAUGUGCCUGACGGUCACCCAGACCGCCAGCCAGCACGACCUGGUGGUGACCGGCUCCAAGGACCAUUACGUCAAGAUGUUUGAGCUGGGGGAGUGUGUGGCCGGCACCAUCAGCCCCACCCACAACUUCGAGCCCCCGCACUACGAUGGCAUUGAGUGUCUGGCCAUCCACGGGGACGUCCUGUUCAGCGGCUCCCGUGACAACGGGAUCAAGAAGUGGGACCUGGAGCAGCAGGAGCUCAUCCAGCAAAUCCCCAACGCACAUAAGGACUGGGUGUGCGCCCUGGCCUUCGUCCCCGGCCGCCCCAUGCUGCUGAGUGCCUGUCGGGCCGGCGUCAUCAAGGUCUGGAACGUGGACAACUUCACGCCCAUCGGCGAGAUCAAGGGCCACGACAGCCCCAUUAACGCCGUCUGCACCAACGCCAAGCACAUCUUCACCGCCUCCAGUGACCUGACAGUGAAGUUCUGGAGUGCUCGGCGGUUCCCCCGCAGCCCACCCUAGGAGUGAGGUCGGGACGGCCCAGACCCUCGGCCCCCGGCGGCCGGGACAGCACGGAAGGGAUGCUGUGGCCCAACAGGCCAGCUGUCCUGGGGACAGAGGGUGUGGGUGGUGGGUGUGGCCCCUCUCCUGCUUUCCCUCCACUCCCUUGACUUUCUGACAGGACACUGUCCCCCAGUCCCUCUUGGGGAGAAAGGCAGGGGAGGGAUUUAAGCUGUGACACUGAAGGGUGUGCCCGUAGUUUCUCUCCUCUGGCGCCUUGGUCUCCGCCCGACUGGGCAGAUCCAUCCUGCUGAGCCAGCCAUGCCGUUCCUGGAGCCCUUGACCCGGGGCUGGGCCCUGUAGGGGAGCAGAGGCAGCCCAGCCUGCACACCCCGAGCCCAGCCUCUGGACCUCUGCGCCUGCUUCUGAGCCCAAAGGUAACCUCAGGUAACCAUGGAAACCAGGGGCAGGCAGCUGGGCCCUGCAGCAGCUGACCUAUAGCCCUUUGGCCCCCAACAGCCGUUCCCAGUUGCCCCAGCCAUUCCUGGGGUCCCUUUCUGAUGGGGGCCAAGGUGAAGCUGCUAGAAAGACCCCUUUGGGGGUACGGUCAGACAUACUUCAGUUAUUUAAUUUACUUUUAUUUUUUGCUGUUGCCUCCUGGAAACUGACUUGAAGUUUCUUUCACACGUUCUGUCCCUCAGCUCUUGGGGACCAGGACUCUCACAAGAAACCCGCCCCACAGGCCUCGGGCCCACCCCCUCUGCUUGCUUGACAGAGGAGGAAAUGCCCAUGGGACCCCACAUCACCCCAGAAACCAUCCUAGUGCACCCCGACCUCGGCCGCCUGGCGCCUCAGUGCCUUCCUCUGCCCGUCCCGGGGCCUGGCGUGCGUGCUGGGCAGCCCGGGGCGCCACCACCUGUGUCUUCUCACUCAUGGGGUCUCUCACCUGCUGCCCCCCGAAGGCAGGGUACUCCACCCCCAGCCUAGGGCCGGGGUCCCCUCCCCAGACUCCCGCAUGGGCCAUGUGGGAAGCAGCUCAGAGGACUGUCCGCGAGGAAGCGGCCUGGUGAGGAUACCAUGUCCUCACCUGCACAGGGCAGGGCGUCCCCUGCAGCAGUUUCUCUCUCACCCAGAAGACGUUUUCAAGCCUUAAUACAGAUGGGCAGAUGGGCAGGCAGGGCCUCCCUUUCAGGAGCAGAGUGGGGAAGAGGGAACUCCCUGAGCUCCCCUUGCCCCGGGCUGCUGUCUGGAGCCCCUCCUGGGACAGCUCUGAAGCCCCAGGACCGGCCUCAGGGGGGGCCCUGCUCCGACCCUCCACCCAGCCUGUCCACUGUUCGUCCAACACUUAACUGGUCCUGUGCUUCCCGGCCUCGGUGCAGGGCCAGGAGCCCAGAGGACGUGGGGACUUUGGACCUUCCGCACUGGGCUCUGUGUGUGUCCGGGUGCCCCCCGCCGCCCCCCAUUUGCCGGUGCUGGAGCCCGCUCUGCGUGGGACGUAUCUGGAGCACAGGGCAGAGGGCACCGUAUAGCUGUGAAACGGAAAAGCACCUGCUGAGGCCUGAGCCCAGCCUGUCCCCACCUGUCCCCCUCCUGCUCAGGCUGAGACAGCCGUCCUGGUGGGAGUGGCCCCACUGGACAGGACGGUGAAGUCUGGGUGAGCAGAUGUGUAGGAAGGAUGCACCCUCGAGUGCCCCUGGGACAGCCCGUCUUCCAGACUGGACACCCCUCUUCCUCUGGCCAUCCAGGGGCACCGGACAGCUCCCUCAAGCCCCUUGCCCUCCUCGUCCCUCUCCCCACCGGAACAGAGAGCUCCAACCUGUAGGAAAGUGUUGUCUGCAUGGCUGCUGGCACUGUAGGAGCACCACGACUGCAUCGCCCAUGAGCCACUGGACUGUAGCUGCCUGGCCUUUGUUGCAACGGGAUGUGACCUCCCGGCCGGCGAGAGGUGCUUGGCGUCAUUGCCCGUUCCCUGCUGUUUCUGAUGGGUCAGCUACCUCACGGCCGGCGGCUCUGCUGUCCUAGCAAGUACCGUUGACUCUAAACUUGAAGUCCCUCGGGAACCCUGAGCGUUGGCCUCUCUGCCCACUCCUUCAGGGACGUCCAAGGUACACAAUUGGGGGCAGGCCCCCAGCGCCCCUUGUUGCACAAGCAUCCUAAAGGUUGGAAGCACAAAAUGGUUGUCACUUGAGCACAACGGCAGGGCUCGUGGCCGGCAGCCUGGGCACUCGGGACUCUGUCCAAGGUCAGGCUGAGGAGGCCCCAUCUGGGGGGUUUCAUCAGACUUCCUUUUCUGUGCCCCUCCGAAGACCUGAGGCUGAGCCACAGCAGGCCUGGCCACCUGGGGACGCUGUGGGCCCAGGAGUAGCCCCACACCUCAGAUCCUUCAAUGCCGGAGCCCAGGCCGCCUCCCUAACAAGCCUGAGCCCUGUGAGUGCUUCUGAAGCUGCUGGGCAGGUAGACGUGUCUCCACCCUGCUGCCCGGGCCCCCCUGCACUGCCCUGAGCUGGCCCUGCUCUCAGCACUCGCCAUUCAGUAUUUGCUUUCAUCUGUGGGACUGACCCAUCCUACUCAGCCAGAAUCCCCAAGGCCGCAUUGCAGUUGCCUUUGGAGGUUGCCCAGGAGGGAGAAAGGCUGGUCCCCCAAGCCUUGGAGGUGGCCAGGGUCCUGCCCUCAGCCCCUUGGGCAGGGACCCCUGUGGACUUGGGCACCCUAAACGCAGCUGCAACCCAGAAAAUCUUCCUCCCUCGGUCACCUGGUCCCGCGCCCCCCUGGGCCCAUGUGGCUUGGGCAGAGGGCAGUUGAAAGCACAAACCUGCUGUAGGGAAGACGUGGCUGGGACUUUCUCAUGCCAGCCAGGGUGAUGGGGACACAGGCAGCGGCUGUGAGAGUCAGAGAUGCCCGGCCCUCCUCCUUUGGAGUCGCUCUGGGCCCCCUGUCAUGUAGUCUGGGGCUUGCUCAGCCCCUGCUGUGUGUUCACCUUCGUGCUUGUGUGUGGCCAGGGCCUGCCCUGCCAGAGGGCUGGACCCCUUCCCUCCGGGUGGCCCAAACCUCCCCUUUGCCAUCGCUCAUGGUCCAGGCUCAGCAACCAGGGCCUGGCGGGUGCCACCCACAGGCCUGCUGUCCUGGAUCCCAGAUCCUUCGCUGCCCCCCAUGUGCAAGGAAAGUUCUGUUUCUUCUUGGCACUGGCUCUCUCCCCCACCCAUCCUCCCCAGCACUCAGAUGAGCCCCUACCCGCUCCCCCAGGCCAGGUCAGUCCUUGGAGCCGUGUCCUGAGGGCCCUGCAUGGGGUGGGAAGAGCCAAGGGUCAGAGAAGACCCCCUGAAAUGAACUGGGGCCCAGCCCUGCCCACCAGCUCUUUUCUAGCCCCUGCUCGGGCCCCAGCAUGUCACGGGCUCGUAGUCCCCUCGCCGUGUGGCCAGCACAAGGUGUACAUAUGUUUUGUACCUCUGCCCGUGUCUGUACAUAGUGUAUGAAAGUUAUUUAAGCCUCAUGCUGUACAUUUCUGUUCCUAGGCUGGAUGUGUGUGUUCUGAGAAGUUGUCAUAAAUAAAACUUGAAUGAUCA